Messenger RNA from Enhydra lutris kenyoni (northern sea otter), 2749 nucleotides. RefSeq names its product THUMP domain containing 3 (gene THUMPD3). NCBI's taxonomy places the organism in Eukaryota, Metazoa, Chordata, Mammalia, Carnivora, Mustelidae. The transcript has 10 exons. Gene Ontology annotation, biological process: tRNA methylation. The coding region runs from base 156 to 1661 and encodes 501 amino acids. Gene Ontology annotation, molecular function: RNA binding; tRNA (guanine) methyltransferase activity. The record is from RefSeq and is a predicted model, not a curated record.
AUCUUUUUUAAAUGCAUGAUUCACUGUCCAUUUCAAAGGAAGAAGAAGAUACUCUCUUAGAAAGUUUUAAUCAUGGGCCUGGCAGUAUGCUCUUCUCAAGUCUCCCAACAACUCUAGAAGAGAGAGACUGUAGUCAUCUUUGAAGCACUGCCAACAUGUCUGAUGUUCAAGAAGCCACUAAGCAGCUCUUGGAUGUGAACCUUCAUGAGAACUGGAGGGCUAUACAAGUGACAGAAAGUGAUCCCAGAAGUGAGUCUGAGCACCUCCAAGUCACUAUUGGAGCCACUGUACCUACUGGUUUUGAGCAAACAGCUGCAGAUGAAGUGAGAGAGAAAUUGGGGUCAUCAUGCAAAAUCAGCAAAGACCGGGGCAAGAUAUAUUUUGACAUUUCAGUGGAAAGUCUGGCUCAGGUUCAUUGUCUGAGAUCAGUUGAUAACUUAUUUGUGGUUGUUAAGGAGUUUAAAGAUUACCAGUUCAAAGAAACAAAGGAAGAAGUUCUCAAGGAUUUUGAAGAACUGGCUGGGAAGCUUCCAUGGUCAGACCCUUUAAAAGUAUGGAAAAUUAACACCAGUUUCAAGAAAAAAAAAACAAAGCGCAAAAAGAUAAAUCAGAAUUCAGGUAGAGAAAAGAUUGAUAAUGGACAAGGAGACAAAACAGAUGAGAAAGAGGAUAAAAAAGGAUUCACUAAUAAUACCUUAGAUUCCCAUAUCUUAGACUAUUAUGAAAAUCCAGCCAUCAAAGAAGAGAUAUCAACAUUAGUAGGUGAUGAUUUGGCAUCUUCCAAAGACGAGAAGGAUGAAAAAGAAGAAACUCAUCCUAAAGUGCUGAAGUUUAGAGUCACAUGCAACCGGGCUGGAGAGAAACAUUGCUUUUCCUCAAAUGAGGCUGCAAGAGAUUUUGGGGGUGCUGUUCAAGAUUACUUUAAGUGGAAGGCUGACAUGACCAACUUUGAUGUGGAGGUUCUUUUGAACAUCCAUGAUAAUGAAAUUGUUGUGGGCAUUGCAUUGACAGAAGAGAGUCUCCACCGAAGAAAUAUCACACAUUUUGGACCUACAACUCUUAGAUCUACUCUUGCCUAUGGGAUGCUUAGGCUCUGUGCUCCUCAACCUGCUGAUAUAAUAGUUGAUCCGAUGUGUGGAACGGGAGCAAUACCAAUAGAGGGGGCUACUGAAUGGUCUAACUGUUAUCAUAUUGCUGGUGAUAAUAAUCCGUUGGCUGUGAAUAGAGCAGCAAAUAACAUCUCAUCUUUAUUGACCAAGAGCCAAAUUAAAGAAGGCAAAGUGUCCUGGAGCUUGCCCAUAGAUGCUGUUCAGUGGGAUAUCUGCAAUCUGCCAUUGAGAACUGGCUCUGUGGACAUUAUCGUGACAGACAUGCCAUUUGGAAAAAGGAUGGGCUCCAAGAAGAGAAACUGGAACCUUUAUCCAGCUUGCCUACGGGAGAUGAGCCGUGUCUGUAAACCAGGGACAGGCCGAGCUGCACUACUUACUCAGGACAAGAAAUGCUUUACCAAGGCAUUAUCUGGACUGGGACAUGUUUGGCGGAAGGCACAUACUGUCUGGGUGAACAUAGGGGGUCUUCAUGCAGCAGUUUAUCUUCUGAAACGUACACCUCAAGCUUUUGUUCAUCCUUCAGAACAAGAUGGGGAAAGAACUCCUUGGUGAUGCAAAGAAUGAAGAUGGUUAAUGGUAUUUGUGCCUCCCAACACUGGGAAUGUCAGCAUGAAGAACUUGGUUUGAAAGAAAAAUACUGUUAAUAAAAUUGCAGUUUGCAGUUUAAACUGGUCUAAAGCUCUUCACCUCUGUUAGUAAAAGGUCUGAAUGGAAUUGAAGUUCUUAAGCAGAGCUCUGGAGAUAUUUUGGAAGGACUGGCUGGGCAAUUACUACUUAAAUGCUUUCAAGAUCCUAAGCCUACUAAAAUGCUCUGGGAUUUGGGUUUUGAGUAUGUUUUCAGGUUUCAUAGCAGUUCCUUUUUUCCACUGUAGCAGGUAGAAAGCUACCCUGGCCUGAAGGAAAGGAAGAGAACAUAAUCAAAACAUUUUGGGCCAUAUUGCAUUCAGCUUUGCUCUUCAUAGUUUCUCAAGUCGGCUUUACCUCACCCUUAAUAAAACGAAGCACUGUAUUUUGUGAAUAGUGUUUGCCCCAUGACAAGAUGAAGUCUCACAAGACCAACUGGAAAGUUUACCAUCUGCCUUAAAAAUUAAAAUAUGCAUGUUAUUAAAAUUAAUGUAUAAAACUAAAAUAGAGGACUAGGAUUGAUCAAAGGAAUUGCAGAUUCUCUCAAAGUCUUUAAGAAAAAAAGAAAACUUCAUGAGAAUUCUUCUAUUUUUUCUUGGAUCUGUAUUCAUACUUAGCUGUUUUUCCAGUUGGAUAAAAUCCUGACUGGAAAAUGAAAUGAACAUUAAGUCCUUACAAAAAUGAUGCAUCCCUGGGACAAAUAGUACUUGAGGUGCAUGUGCAGUUCUUUACAGUAUUCAGUUUAUUUGAAAGUUUUAGGUAUCUUACAUUUAGAAUAAUAAAAGGACACCUUUCCUUUGAAAGAAUUCACAUAAACAGUAUAGCCAACAGCCCUAGUCUGGUUUCUCUCUGCAUCUACUAUUACCCCACACUUUAGCAUGAAGUAGAAGAUACUUAUAAGGGUUUCAUAUCCUAGACUGGAGUUUUUACCAUCAGAAAGCAUAGCUGCCCUCUUUUGGGUUCAUCAUGAAACAAUCUUUCACCUCUUUUUUUUUUAAAGAUUUUUUAUUUGAGAG